Molecule: messenger RNA, 2351 nt
Organism: Paramuricea clavata
Lineage: Eukaryota; Metazoa; Cnidaria; Anthozoa; Malacalcyonacea; Plexauridae
Source: the annotation of a GenBank genome assembly
AUGGUUUUCUUAGAAAUCGUUCGUGUAUCACUCAGCUUGUCCAAGUUCUUCACUCUGUUGGUCAAUGUCUUGACAAAAACCUUCAUGCAGUCUGAUAUAAUUUACCUUGACUUUGCCAAAGCUUUUGAUUCUGUAGAUCAUCAAAUACUUCUAAGAAAACUCAAGUCAUAUGGCGUUCCAGGGCGUCUUCUCGACUGGUUUCGUGAUUAUUUAAGCGGACGUACCCAAAGAGUUGUUGUCGAAGGUGUCCCAUCAAGCUGGGUUCCUGUUAUCUCUGGCGUGCCACAAGGAAGUAUCUUGGGUCCGAUACUUUUUGCUGUCUUCAUAAACGAUCUUCCGGAAGUAAUAUCCAAUGGCUCUUCGGAAGCUAUGUAUGCUGAUGACACAAAGUUGUUUGGAAACAUCAACUCUACGAUAGUAGUAUAGUAGGUGGUUUUCGACCCGGAUUUUUGCGGUGGUGGAGGUGGUGGAGUGUGGAGGAGUGAGGAGGAGGAGUGAGGAGGAAUGAGGGUGCGUAAUGACGUCACUCAUUAACAUACGUCGUAAUUAUAUGCAAUGACGUCACGCGGGCGAGCUUAAACAAGGACGUGGGAAACUUGCUGACUACGCAUUUUUUAGCGUUCCCCCACGUGUGUGAUACAAUAGGCUUAUUAUUGGCUUGCUCUGAAUAGCUCGAGUCCCUCGCAUGGCAAAAUUGUUAUCGAAAUUAAUAUAUAGCAGUUAUAGCCGUAUCUUUGCUAGGAAUAGAUAAAUUUCCACGAGUAUAUUGAAGGACUUUUCGUAUAUUCCAUAUCGAGGAAACUAUUCGUCACAAGAAUCAAGACAUAUUUUAAACUAAACAGUUGCUAAUCCCGGGUUGUCAACGUCGUUGUUAAGGUCAAUAUUUGCAUGUUGUUCAACAUUAUUUAGCAAUCCUCCUACAUACAUAUAUACUGUUAAGAUGAUCAUAAGAAAGCUUAUCAAGAGUAGAAGUUAGAAUUAGAACAGUUGUAAUAUUUUUUGACACUAUCAUCUGUUAUUUGUAUCAAUAAACAUGUUUUAAGCUUUGCCAAUUUGCGUUGUUUAUGCGUUGCUAAGUCAUUAGGAGGUGUGUAGGUAAUUAAGGGGAUUAAGGCAAUACGAAUUUGCAUAACUAAGUGUAUCCCGAUGGAUAGAUAGGGAUUAUUUUUAACGCAGGUGUAUAUCUUAAAAUCAGGCGCAUAACAAAGUUAAUACUAAUACGAGUCGGACGUGUUUUUUUCGCUCCGCUAAAAUCUAUUUCAAAGAUGAAUGCUAAUAAAGACAAGGGAAUUAGCCUUCUACAUAAUAUAUCGCUCAAUGAUAAAGAUAAGCUGAAAUGGACAGGAACAUUUCAAGCGUUGCAAAUGUUUGUUGAAGAAGGGCUAAAUAUAUCUAAUGGCAUUUGGUCUUCCCCUGGUGGAGAUGCAAAGCAAUUUAAAGCUAAAGAUAUAGACUUGCGAUGGUAUUCCGACACCCAAUCUAUCACGCUUAAUGGAAAACUUAAGGAAGCAACCAAAGAGCAGUUGAUUUUGUUGGCUUCGGUGUCAAAACGACUUAGUGCCGUUGAAGAAAGCGAAGCAGGGAAUCAGGACAGCUAUAAUGAGAACGUUAGCUUCGAGCAAUCGAGCGAGUCGGAGAAAUCAAGCGAGUCGCAUUCGUUGGAAAAGUCGAGCGAGUUGCAUUCUAAAGAAAGCAAAGCAGGGAAUCAGGACAGCUAUAAUGAGAACGUUAGCUUCGAGCAGUCGAGCGAGGCGGAGAAAUCGAGCGAGUCGCAUUCUUUAGAAUAUCUAAAUAAUCAAUUAGAAGCACUAAAUAAAGCAGUAUCUACCAAUACAGCUGCUAUAAAGUCGCUCAUUGAAAACACGAAUGACAGUAAACAGCCAAAUUAUCAAGAAUUAGAAAACGAAAUUGCCAUACUAAAAGAAAAGAAUCGUAAACUUACGGAUAAGAAUGCGAAACUUAAAGUCGAGAACAGUGACUUGGAAGCGAGAAUUAACAACUUAACCUAUAUAUUAGCCGAUUUGCAAGGAAAGGCCAAGAGUGCCGAGCAAGAAAAAGAAAGUCUAAUUACUGCUAUGAGACUACUGGUCGAAGAUUCGAACAACGAACCCAACGCCACAAUUAAGAAUUACACUGAUGAAACGAGUAAACAAAGCGAGACACAGGAUUCAGUUGAUUGCGCUGGGCAAACAAAAGAAGUAUUGAAUCCGAACAUUCAAGUGAGUAAUAGAUUUUCCAACCUUAACACUGAGGAAAGUAAUGCAGAUGACGUGGAUGUUACGCAGAAUGGGAGACUCGAUGCUCAAGCACAUAAAUCCUACGCAGCUAAGGAGAAGUACAAGGAGCUUUAA